UUUAAUAAGUCAACGACUCUGCUUCCCGAGCACACAGACGUCGGAGCAAUAAUGGCGGCGUCGGUGGUAGUCGCAUUGAAGACGCUGUUCAGCCUGUUGGCUUGUGUGAUGUUCGCCACGCUUGUUUGGGCAAUCGCCAUGGAUGGCCUCGCUUCUUGCGUAGACCUUCGCGCAAGGUGGUUGUUUGUGGCGUACAUAAACUUUUACAUAAAUGUUGCUGUUAUAGGGGUUUGGUUUGUUUACAAGGAAUCAAGCUGGAUGAGGGCAGUUGUUUUGAUACUUCUAGAAAUUAUGUUCGGAAGCAUUAUUACAUCUGGAUAUAUCGUUAUACAGUUAUUCAAGUUGUCACCUGAAGAAUCUUCAAAGGAUCCAUUAUAUUUUGUGUUGGUAAAACAUGAAAAAAGGGAUGCCACGGGACAUACGAUGGGAGUGUCUAGUGUUACUUCAAGAAUAAUCAUUUCUUCACUGGGCUGCUUCAUGCUUGGAACUUUUAUUUAUGUGCUUAUUGUUGAUGGAUCUCCAUUUCGUACUCAAGUAUUCUCAACGUGCAUGAUUGGAACACUAACCGACUUCUAUUUUAAUGUAGUAGCUUUAUCGGUGUGGGUAGCAUAUAAGGAAUCAAGUUGGAUAAGUGCUUUUUUGUGGAUACUUUCACUUGUAUGUUUUGGGAGCAUUGGUACAUGUGUCUACAUACUCCGGCAGAACCUCACACCUCAACAGCCUGUUUCCCUUGUGCUUUUCAACAACAAUAAAAGAGACUUGUCAAGCGAUCCUCUAUUGAUGGCGCAUGCAAUUGUAUAACUAUAGUGUUUAGCAGUUUGCUAUUUUUUCUAACAAAAGUGGCAUUUUGAAAUUAGUAUUCACCAUUGAAGACACAUCGUUGUACUAUAUGAAUUAUGAUUCUAUUAUUAGGUAACUACUUUAACUACUUUCCAGAGCAAUAUGGCUAACCAUAUUUGGGACUUGAGAAUGGAGUUGAGAAACUUUUUAGGACUAUUUUUGAUGAGGGG
Molecule: messenger RNA, 1010 nt
Organism: Lactuca virosa
Lineage: Eukaryota; Viridiplantae; Streptophyta; Magnoliopsida; Asterales; Asteraceae
Source: the annotation of a GenBank genome assembly